UUGAUUGAUUUUACGAAGAAAUGACGACUGCCGCGAGACCGACCUUUGAUCCCGCCCGGGGCGGUUCAGGCAAAGGUGAGACUGAUCUCAGUGCCCUUUCGAAGCAAUACUCUUCGCGUGAUCUUCCUGGACAUACGAAGCUUAAAUUCCGUGAAACUGGACAGGGAACCGUCGAUGAAUUGCGUUCGAAGGACUUCAGGAGGGACUUGGAAGAAAGAGAGAGUAAAACGAAAAGAUCUGCCAGUCGGCGUUCCUUGGCCACUGAAGAGCGAACUGAGCCCUCGAGCAAGAAACCAAGGACGGAAUUGCCCAUUCAAGAUGUUGACGCUGACGAUCCCAUUGAAAACGACGACGAGGAUUCUGAUGCUGAUUCCGAUGAUGAGGCGGAACUGAUGGCUGAAUUGCAACGCAUUAAAAAGGAGCGCGCAAACGACAUUGCAAGAAAGGAAAUCGAGAAGAAACAGGAAGAAGGCCGAAUCCGAACGGAGAACAUUCUGAGCGGUAACCCGCUAUUGCAAGAACGUAUGGCUUUAGCCGCAGGCACUGGAAAAGCAGAUUUCAGGGUUCGGCGACGAUGGGAUGAUGACGUCGUUUUCAAGAAUUGCGCUAGAGGACAACUGGAUAACCCGACGAAUCGUUUCAUCAAUGAUUCUCUUCGCUCGGAUUUCCACAGGAAAUUCAUGGAGAAAUAUAUAAAGUGAACUUCUUUUUUCUACGUCUGCUGGUCGUUUAUGUUCUGCCAAGAAUUUCGUUUCGAAUAUUAAAUCACCAAAAUUUGACAUGUCAUUUGGUUCUGCAGUCCGCCUUUUUUUCACAUUGAGAUGACACUGAUUUGGUCGGUAAUAAACUGUGAAUGUCGUCCGUA
Molecule: messenger RNA, 865 nt
Organism: Notodromas monacha
Lineage: Eukaryota; Metazoa; Arthropoda; Ostracoda; Podocopida; Cyprididae
Source: the annotation of a GenBank genome assembly